UUGUUAAAUCAGUUUGUACUUUGCCAUCGCUCCGCCUGUCCGAAUUUUCUCCCACUUUUUGACACACGUAUCAGAUAAGUAAGUUUACAUCAACUUACAGUUGAUAUCCGGCCCUACCGGUUCUUGUGUCAACCGACUUUAUUUGAUUUUACUUUUUUUACUAUUUUACUUUCACGGAUUUUUCCGACAAUGAAGUUUAAAGUUAAGUUAUUUUUGUUCUGCAGCAUAAUCGUCGCUUUCAUUGCGAUUCAAUGGAGUGGUCCGUCUUUUAACCCAGAGUCUUUGAAAGGAGCCCGGGUGCUGGUGACCGGUGCCAGCACUGGGAUUGGUGAACAGUUGGCAUAUCACUACGCCCGUUUGGGAGCCCAGCUUGUUAUCACGGCAAGAAGGGAAAAUGUCUUGGCACAGGUUGUAAAGAAGUGUCUAGAAAUGGGUGCACAGAAAGCCUUGUUUAUCGCUGCAGACAUGGCCAACCCCAAAGAUUCGGAGCGGGUGGUGCAAUACACGAUCGAUCAGCUCGGGGGGCUUGAUUUCCUUGUUCUGAAUCACAUUGGGCCCAGUCCAUAUAGAAUGUGGGAUGGAGACGUAGAGCACAUUCGAUGGUUGCUACAGGUCAAUUUUCUUAGUUAUGUCCAGAUGGCUCAGAAAGCUUUGCCAACACUUGAAAGUAGUAAAGGAUCGAUAGUUGUUGUUUCCUCACUACUGGGAAAAAUGCCUGGUCCUUUUGCAUUGCCGUACUCUGCAACAAAGUUUGCCCUGAAUGGCUUUUUUGGAGGGCUGCAACAUGAACUAGCCAUGCAAAGAAGCAACGUAUCUGUCACCAUCUGCACUCUCGGUCUUAUCGACACAGACAAUGCAAUGGAAAAAAUCAAAGGCUACAUCGAUAUGACGGCCUACCCUGCACACGAAGCCGCUUGGCAGAUCGUUGCAGCCGGAGGGUCUCGGCAUCCGGAGGUCUUUUACCCUUGGUACACCUACUACCUCUGUCUCAUUAGGGAUUGGUUCCCCUACUGGAGGGAUCUGGCUAUUCGAAAUUCCUACACAUAUAAUCCAUAAGCAGCAGGGAAUUAGUGACUGAUUAUAUUGAAAUCUGUGUUUGGUAAGACACAUAUACAUGAACUUUGUGGAGAAUAUAUGUGCUCUCACACCCUAUGGUGCUAAUGCGAGUGAUGCAGGUUCAAGUCCUGUCCUAAUGCUGACUUCAUGUGCUAUUGGAAGUCGUAAUUACGAGCUUGUUGUAUUCCUGUGCUUUGUUAUCAGAAUGAAUGAAGGAUGCCAGGUUCAUACUUGCGUGUGUCUUGAGAAAAUGGUAUUUAAACACUGAGACAAACAGUAUAUGCUUCAAAUGAUUAUUCAUAUGUGUUUAUAUGUAUUGUUUAACACCACAUCAGAGGGUGUUCAUGUGCAAUAUUACACACAAAAGGAAACUUGUAUUUACGAUAAUUCGAAUAGCACGUGAAGGCAGCAUCACUCCACUAUCAAUUAUAAUGGCAAAAAACUCUAACUUUAAAACAUUGGUGGAAUGAAAAUAGUUUCUGUGGGGUUUUAUGUUAGUAUAAUUCAUGUUUAUGUAGUUUUACAAGCAUAAUUAUUGUUUACAUUUUUACAGUAUUUUACUGCAUACAUAAACUGUGAAAUGAUUUUAUGCAUUUUCUAGGCUUAAUAAUAUGGAAUAUAGAAUAUGAUAUAUAAUAAAAACUUAAAAAGUG
Paramisgurnus dabryanus is the source of this 1709-nucleotide messenger RNA. RefSeq names its product hydroxysteroid (11-beta) dehydrogenase 1-like a (gene hsd11b1la). The record is from RefSeq and is a predicted model, not a curated record. Lineage: Eukaryota; Metazoa; Chordata; Actinopteri; Cypriniformes; Cobitidae. Gene Ontology annotation, cellular component: intracellular membrane-bounded organelle. Gene Ontology annotation, molecular function: oxidoreductase activity.